AUGUCUCUCAAGCGCAAAGCUUCAUUCACAGCUCUCCCGACCAGCCAGGGAGUCCCAGCUCCAAGCGAAUGGGGCAUGGCAAUCAAUGGCAACACACACCUCCACAGCCGGACGCGAAAGCGCUUCAGAGAUGACCGUCCCAGUGACGAAGUGAUAUACCAGAACACACUACGAUGGAUCUUCUCCGCACAAAAGCAACCACAGCCCACCGAUAUGGACACAAUGGACUCAGAGCCGACUUCCGAAACACCAGAACCCGUCGAUCCUCGGCAGCAAACGUUACAUCGAUUCUUCCAACAAACAACCCAGCGAUCAACCCCCUUCCGACCUUCCCGUCAAGCCCUUGCGCCGCGCGCCAAUGAAACUGCGCUUACCCAAGAGUAUAUCCUACGACGCCAAGCGUUUGAUCAGACGAGUUCUGUGGGCAGUGCAAGCGAAAGAAAUAGCCCAGGGUUCGAUACCAUGGGCGCAGAUGUAGACAUGGACAUGGAAAUGGACAUUGACAGUGGAAGUGGUAGUGAUGGAUCUGGACAUACUCCUCCAACCUUGGUGGGAGACAUGACUUGGAGGUAA
Penicillium bovifimosum is the source of this 573-nucleotide messenger RNA. RefSeq lists its product as uncharacterized. Lineage: Eukaryota; Fungi; Ascomycota; Eurotiomycetes; Eurotiales; Aspergillaceae. The record is from RefSeq and is a predicted model, not a curated record. Bases 1 to 573 code for a protein of 190 amino acids. The transcript has 2 exons.